ACCAGGAAGUAAACAUUUUUCUGCCGUUGACAGUAUUUUUUAGUAUUUUAAAAGAAAGAAUGACUGACAGCGAUCCUACUGAAAGCAGAUCAGCAGAUUUGACUUCGUGUCUACCAGAUCUCGCGAAUGAUUUCACAGGGUAUCUAGAUGUUGAUGCAACAAAAGAGAAGCAGGCUUUCUACCACAGCAUUGAUGAGAUGCUCACAAAGCUGGAUGAGUUUGGAGGACUUGUUGACUCAAUCAGAAGUGACACUAGCCUGUGUGUGGAAACCAAUGUACGGAAUAUACAGACAAAAUGUGAACAAAUGAAACAAAUAUUCGCUAGAGUGGACCAACUUGAGGCGUUUGUGUCCCUAGUUAAACAAAAUGUGAACACAGUGGAGGAAUGUGUGAACAAGGCAGAGUCUGAUAUGAGCUCCUUCCCCAGCCUGAAAAAGGUCUUCUCCUCUCUUGUCGGCAGUAAAAAGCAGAGCCAAAAUAAAGAGAAGUUAACUUUCAAUCCUCCAGAUAUUUUCCUCACUGAGGACUUUAUCACUCCGGUUCAAAGUGUGGUGAAAAUAGAUCAGUCGAUGAUGGACACAAGUGGGAGUAAAUCAGUUCAGAGUAAAGAAAGUGAUUCCACUGAACAAACAUCAAAAGAUGGUUAAAUAUAUCCUUUAACAAAGGCUAUCUAGCAGUAUACGCACCAUACCUAGAUUAUGAAUACUCUACACUGUUCAUCCACAUGUGUUCCAAUUUGGAUAAACUGUCGUCACAAGGAGAUGUAGCCUGUGCAGUGACAGGCACUAAGCCAAUGACUGUGGAUUGUUGUUGCCAUAGUUUUUAUUAUAAUUUGUUUAUGUAUUAUUUAAAAAAUGUGAUAAGUUUCAAAGCUUCAUUAAAUGUUUAACAGUG
Messenger RNA from Mya arenaria, 894 nucleotides. RefSeq names its product biogenesis of lysosome-related organelles complex 1 subunit 4-like. The record is from RefSeq and is a predicted model, not a curated record. Lineage: Eukaryota; Metazoa; Mollusca; Bivalvia; Myida; Myidae. Gene Ontology annotation, cellular component: BLOC-1 complex. The coding region runs from base 60 to 647 and encodes 195 amino acids. The transcript has 5 exons.